CAAAUUAUGACAAAUGACAUAGCUUUUCGGAAUGGAAAAGUCCUUUAUUCUUGUUUCAUGUAGAGCUUUAUUUAUGUAAUUUACAUAUUAUUUUAAAAAAUAAUAUUCAAUAAUUUUAAAAUUUAAGUAAUUUUUUUUAGUCAUUUGACUUCCAUUAUUAAAAACAGUAACUUUAAUUGUUGAUUGAGUGGAAACCUUAUUUCUUACCAGCUAAGGUGAUGUGAGAAAAAGAAAUCUCAACUAUAAAAUCCAUAAAAAGAAAAUACGUUUUCAAAAAAAUUCCAAAAAUAAAAGGAAAAGAGUUCCAAAGUAAUCGGGAAUAGCAGGUAAUAAACCGGUCACUCUCUAUUGUCAAAUAAAAUACUAUAAACAAAAGGCCAAUCUUCACUUUUCUCUCUCUUCCACUCAUUGGUUCUUUACUUUUCUCUCACUAAAUUAUAGAUAUAGGAAUGUAGAGAGAGAAAUCAAUUCUCAUAGAUCGAACCCGUUUUUUCUUUUGUUUCUCUUCAAGUCUCCGAUUGAUUCUUCUCGGAUUUUUUCUGGGAAUUUAUCGGGAAAAAGAAAGAGGAAGAAAGUAUGGAAUUGCCAGCAAAUGUGUCAGCUUUUUUCUUAAGAGAGUGAUAUGACACAGGUUCAAAAACAAAUACUACAAAAACUUUUUCUUUUGAGGUAACAGAAACUCUUUCUCUUUCGUUUUCCACAAUGGGGAGAAGAAUAUCUGUUUUUCGAGGCUAAAUUUGAAUGCUUUAAAGGAAUAUACGACGUGACCCCAUUUUUUCCUUUUCUUUAAACUUUAAAGUUUGAACCUUUAGCUUCUGGUUCUUAAAAAGUGAUCUCUUUUUUGUUUAACUUUGGUAUGGGUUAUUGGUUUUUAGGGUUUUGAGCUGAUUUUUGAACUCGUUGAGGUUAAGGAAAAUGAAAGUUUUAAGGGUUUCUGGGAGGUCUGUUUUGGGUGGUAAUGGGAGAUAUCGGUAUGGGUUUUGGAGGAUUUAAGUGAAUCAUAUAGUAGUAGAAUUGUAAAUUUGAGGAAGGUUUGUGGGGGGUGAAAAGCUGAGAUCUGUUUUGGGAGCUCCCAAGGGGCUGGUUGAUGAAUGUGUGUACCAUAAGUUCAAAAUAUCAGUGCAAUUCUUGGUGUUAAAAGGGUUUUUGAAGUGGUUUAAGCUUUGUAUUCAUGAGGAAUAUGAUGAUUUUACUGGAUUUUGUUAGUGGGUUUUGAUCAUUUUGAGGAUUGGAUAGGCAAAUUUUUGAGGAUUGGGGUGAACUAAAGAGCUGGUAAAGUAGGAACUUGGUACUGCUUUGAGGUUAAAAAAAGCCGAGAUCUUGAUAAUUAGUGUUUAUUUGAGAUAUUUCUUAAUCUAUGUCUGGUGCUCCGAAAUUGAGGUCGAUGAAUGUGGCUGAUUCUGAGGCAAGGCCCGUACUGGGACCUGCGGGGAACAAGGCGGGUUCGUUGAGUGCAAGAAAACCGGCUUCAAAGCCUUUGAGAAGGGUUGAAAAGUCUCCAGUUGAGAUCACUGUAGCAGAGAAGAAAAAAGCCCUUCCAUCAUCUACUGUCAAUUCACUUCCUUCAGUGCUUCGUCGCCCUGAGCAGUUGUUGCAUUCUAAUUUAUCACUAAAUGCUUCAUGUUCAUCUGAUGCUUCCGCGGAUUCAUUUCAUAGUCAAGCAUCUACUGGUAGGUUAAUUCGGUCAAAUAGUGUAGGAAGUAGGAGGAAACCAUACGCAUCAAGGCCAAGCAGCAUUGUUUCCGAUGAUGGUUUGGAUUCGCCACCUGAUGGCUCACAUCUGAAGAAGAGAUGUGCGUGGGUGACACCAAAUGCAGAUCCAAGUUAUGCUGCUUUCCAUGAUGAAGAGUGGGGAGUUCCUGUACAUGAUGACAAGAAAUUGUUUGAGCUGCUUGUGCUUUCGGGUGCAUUGUCUGAACUCACAUGGCCUGCUAUCCUAAGCAAAAGGCACAUAUUUAGAGAAGUUUUUGUGGAUUUUGAUCCUCUUGCUGUAUCAAAAUUGAAUGAGAAUAAGUUAAUGGCACCUGGUAGCAUGGCAAGUUCCUUGUUAUCAGAACUAAAGCUGCGAGCCAUCAUUGAGAAUGCACUCCAAAUUUCUAAGGUUAUAGAUGAGUUUGGGUCAUUCAACGAGUAUAUUUGGAGUUUUGUGAACCACAGGCCUAUAAUUAGCAGAUUCAGAUAUCCUCGCCAGGUUCCAGUUAAAACUCCAAAAGCAGAUGUCAUAAGCAAAGAUCUGGUAAGAAGGGGUUUUCGAAGCGUGGGGCCAACAGUCAUUUACUCGUUCAUGCAAGUGGCGGGAAUAACAAACGACCAUCUCACAACUUGCUUCAGAUUCCAGGAGUGUAUAAUAGCAGCAGAAGGAAAAGUAGAAAAUGGGAUCAAAGAUAUUCCUGAAGAGAAAAAAACAGAUAAUGUGAUUGAAUCAGAAUUAUCCAUAGCUAUUGAUGAAUUGAGUUUCUCCUUAAAAUAAUGUUGGCUGGUGGCGGAUGGCGCUCGAGGUUCGAUCAUCAGUUUACCACAUCGACUGAUCCAUUACUCUCUACUUUGGGUAGUAAUCAACAUGGUUUUGUGUAUAAAAUUUUCAUGAAUACCUAUGCAUCAUGAAUUUGCUAGAUUGUAGAUUUCUAAAAAGUAAAUGAACUGGUAAAUGUGCUGUUUAUGGGGCCUGUCUGUCAUGGAAGUCUUAAACCAUGUACAAUUUUUUCUGUAUAGUUGGAAAGAUUAGUAAUUAGAGAUCAUCUUUUAUAUACUAGAUACCGGCAUCAGGAACUGCCGGCUUCAGGAAACCAGAUUGGCCACUGGAUCUUUUGCCAUCAGAUUCUUGACCAUUUGGAUAUUAGGUGGGACUGGUUGAGGGUGGGAUUGAUUAGGUAUUGACCCUGUAAGUUGCUGGACAGCCAAAGCUUAAACUGGCAAGUCUAUUUGCUUUAAAAUGGAUGGCAAGAAUGGGUGAGGGGCAAAAUGUUUGUGUCCUAAGGAACAGGGGAGGACUCCAUCUUACAUGACAUGCUUAUUCUGUUGAACCCAA
Durio zibethinus is the source of this 3028-nucleotide messenger RNA. RefSeq lists its product as uncharacterized. Lineage: Eukaryota; Viridiplantae; Streptophyta; Magnoliopsida; Malvales; Malvaceae. Gene Ontology annotation, biological process: base-excision repair. Gene Ontology annotation, molecular function: DNA-3-methyladenine glycosylase activity. The record is from RefSeq and is a predicted model, not a curated record.